AUGGCCGCUCUGAACGUGUCGUUGGUCUUCUUCUCUGGCACUUUCGCCCUCUGUGAGGCAGCCAGGAGGGCAUGCAGGGCCCUACUUCCGGCCAACGCCUACAGCAGCUUUGCCCGGGAGGCCGUGGGUGCGGUCCAGCUGGCGGCCUGCUGCCUGGAGCUGCGUGUGCUGGUAGAGCUGGGGCCAUGGGCUGCGGGCCUGGGCGCAGACCUGCUCUUGACGCUGCUUUUCCUGCUCUUCCUGGGCCAUGGUGCAUCCCUGGAUGGGGCCUCAGCCAACCCCGCUGUGGCUCUACAGGAGCUCCUACUGGCCGAGGUGUCUCUGCCCAUCACCCUGCUGAAGAUGGCGGCCCAGGCACUGGGCAUGGCCACUGCCUGCGUCCUGGCUCGGCUCUGCUGGUCCUGGGAACUCAGUCCGCUGCACGUCUUCCAGAACCUUCUGGCCAUGGACUGCAGCUCGACCCUGCACACGUCUGUGGCCCACGGUACCCUGGUGGAGGGCGUCUGUGCCUUCCUCUUCCACCUGACCCUGCUGCGGUUCCGGCACAGCUCUCCCGUCCACAGGGUGCCGGCCGUGGCUGUGCUGGUCACCGUCCUGGCCUACACAGCUGGGCCCUUCACGUCCGCCUUCUUCAAUCCCACACUGGCCUCUGCGGUCACCUUCAGCUGCUCAGGGCACACCCUGCUGGAGUAUACUCAGGUGUACUGGCUGGGCCCUCUGACAGGGAUGGUCCUGGCUAUUCUGCUUCACCAGGGCAACCUUCCCCGGCUUUUCCAGAGGAACCUUCUCUACAGACAGAAGAGCAAGUAUCGGACCCCCAAAGGGAAGCCAGUCCCAGGGCCUGGGCACUCCCAGAGCCCUACAAAAAAGCAGAGCUGA
Chrysochloris asiatica (Cape golden mole) is the source of this 879-nucleotide messenger RNA. It is a transcript of the gene AQP12A, whose product is annotated as aquaporin 12A. Gene Ontology annotation, biological process: transmembrane transport. The transcript has 3 exons. NCBI's taxonomy places the organism in Eukaryota, Metazoa, Chordata, Mammalia, Afrosoricida, Chrysochloridae. The coding region runs from base 1 to 879 and encodes 292 amino acids. Gene Ontology annotation, molecular function: channel activity. The record is from RefSeq and is a predicted model, not a curated record. Gene Ontology annotation, cellular component: membrane; cytoplasm.